GCCUGCCACCAAUGAGGAGCAGACCUUGAUGGAAUUGAGUUACCGCCUAUAAACAAGAUGGCAGUCGAGAGAUUGACUCCAUCUCCACGCCCAUGAGGGGUGAGGCCCCUUCUGGCCCAAAGAUGGGGAACAUCACUACAGACAACUCCUCACAAACCUGCCCCAUCGACCACACCAUCCACCAGACACUGGCCCCAGUGGUGUAUGUGACCGUGCUGGUGUUGGGCUUCCCAGCCAAUUGCCUGUCCCUUUACUUCGGCUACCUGCAGAUCAAGGCCCGGAAUGAACUGGGAGUGUACCUGUGUAACCUGACCAUUGCGGAUCUGUUCUACAUCUGUUCGCUCCCCUUCUGGCUGCAGUAUGUACUCCAGCACGACAACUGGUCUUACGGUGACCUAUCCUGCCAGGUGUGUGGCAUCCUCCUCUAUGAGAACAUCUACAUCAGCGUGGGCUUCCUCUGCUGCAUCUCCAUCGACCGCUACCUGGCUGUGGCCCACCCCUUCCGCUUCCACCAGUUCCGAACCCUGAAGGCAGCCGUGGGUGUCAGUGUGCUCAUCUGGGCCAAGGAGCUGCUGACCAGCAUCUACUUCCUCAAGCACAAGGAGGUCAUCGAGGACGAGGACCGGCACCGAGUCUGCUUUGAGCAUUACCCGAUCCAGUCCUGGCAGCGUAGCAUCAAUUACUACCGCUUCCUGGUGGGCUUCCUCUUCCCCAUCUGCCUGCUGCUGGCCUCCUACCAGGGCAUCCUGCGGGCUGUGCGCCGCAGCCACGGCACACAGAAGAGCCGCAAGGACCAGAUUCAGCGGCUGGUGCUGAGCACGGUGGUCAUCUUCCUGGCUUGCUUCCUGCCCUACCACGUGCUGCUGCUGGUGCGCAGCCUCUGGGAGGCCAGCUGUGAGUUUGCCAAGAGCGUCUUCAACAUCUACCACUUCUCCCUCCUCCUCACCAGCUUCAACUGUGUAGCUGACCCGGUGCUGUACUGCUUCGUCAGUGAGACCACUCACAGGGACCUAGCCCGUCUCCGAGGAGCCUGCCUGGCCUUCCUUACCUGCUCCAGGACAAGCAGGGCCAGGGAGGCCUACCCUCUGGGUGCCCCUGAGGCUUCUGGGAAAAGUGGGGCCCAGGGCGAGGAGCCUGAAUUGUUAACCAAGCUCCACUCGGCCUUCCAGACCCCUAACUCACUGGGAGUGGGAGGAUCGCCCACAGUUGGGUUGGCCUAGCUUGAGUCAUCCGUAUGUGAGGCUAGGUUAGGCCUGAGCUUUCACCAACGGGCCUUGUGGUCUGGAGCUUGUGCGGUGGCUGUCUCCCACAUUGCCAUGUACAGGUGCCUCUUUCCUCAGGCAGGAAGGACCUCUCGGUCUUGGGCCACAGCUAGGUCCCCCCACCCCCUGGAAGCCUACUCUGUGCUGAACCUGGGCACUGCUGAGUGUGUGAAUGAGCCCUGUCUUCUCCCAUAUUCUCUGAUGCUGCCUGAGCUACAGGUGGGAGAGAGUCAGAAUUGUCACUCCCAGGACGUUUUCAACCGCCAAGCCUUCCGGUGCCACUGUUGCCACACAUGAUUCCAGUCCAAAUGUGCUGUGGUCUUGUGUGACACAGGAAGCUGGUUAAGGUGAAGAAUGGGGGUGUGGUGCGGUACUGGUAUGGAGGGGGCAGGAACAACAGCAGAGUGACAGCCCCAGGACCAGUCACGUCCCACUUUUACAGGGCUGGUCGAACCCAAACCCGAAGGGCUGAUGGCAAACAAACCCCAGGGCUCUCUGGGGAGAUCCCAGGGGCCCUCCAAAAUGUCAUCCUAAAGCUCAAAUAAGAGGACUUGGGCCUGAAGCUGUGUCCCUAACCAAGUUCCUGAAUAGGGCUUUUCUUAAUUAGUUUUUUGUUUCCAUCUGACCAGAGUGCUAGCUAGAUCUGAGCGCCUGACGGAAGAGAGAGAGAGAGAGAGAGAGAGAGAGAGAGAGAGAGAGAGAGAGAGAAUAUAAAAAUGGCAGGGUGUCCAUGGCGAUUGUGGCCAAGACACUGAUACCAGAGUCAUGCGACUACUGCCAGGAACUCCUAUCCUUCACUCCACACGCUAUAGACCAUCCAGCAGCCUUUGAGGGGAAUGUGACAGUUUCCCAGAGUUCCUAGGUACAACCAAACUAACAAAACACACAUCAUCAUGUCUCUUGACCACAGGUUUGGCCUCAAGCUCCACUCUGAUAUAGUUCUUGUAGGAGAGUUUGUCAGAGAUGGCUGCACGCCAGAAAGACCCAUACCUACCCCAGCCUAGGACCUUGUGGGGCAAUGGUGAUAGCUGAGUGUCCCACACCUCUUCAUUCUGCAGUAUCCCCGCCCCCUCCUUCCCCUCUCCAUUUUGACCUGAAAUUCUGGAUCUCACUGGCUUGGACUGGAACAAGCUGAGUCUGGCUCCUCUUACAAUGGAGAGCUGUAUUUUUGUAUUGUCAUCUCUAUUAUGCCAAGUAUCCCUGUGUUGGACUGUGAGGUGGAUUUAUGUAGUGAUUCAGUCU
This is a messenger RNA of Cricetulus griseus (Chinese hamster), 2504 nucleotides long. NCBI's taxonomy places the organism in Eukaryota, Metazoa, Chordata, Mammalia, Rodentia, Cricetidae. The record is from RefSeq and is a predicted model, not a curated record.